AUGUUCCUUUCCUACACAAUUUUACCACUUCCUCUUUUCAUCUACUUCUAUUGUCACCUCUUCGUUUUCUUCAUCUUCACUUCCCCAUUCUUCUUUCUCAUCUUUUUCUUUUCCUCUUCUUUGUAUCUCUUUCUUUUCAUUGUCAUUACCUUUCCUUUCUCUUCUUUCCUCCUCCUCUUCUUCUUUGCCUCUUCUUUGAAUAUAUCCCUUUUCAUUGCCACUAUCUUUCCGUUCUCUUCUUACUCCUUUUUUCUUUUUCUUGUAUAUCUCUCCAUUCUUUGCCGCUACCUUUCCGUUCUCUUCUUUACCCUCUUCUUCUUUUUUUCCUCUACUUUGUAUAUCUCUUCUUUCUUUGACACUACCUUUCCGUUCUUCUCUUUCCCCUCUUCUUUUUCCCUCUACUUCGUAUAUCUCUCCUUUCUUUGCCACUACUGUUUUGUUCUCUUUUCUCCUCCUCCUCUUCUUUGCCUCUUCAUCGAACAUAUCCCUUUUCAUUGCUACUAUCUUUCCACUUUUGUUAUCUAUUUUUUUUCAUUUCUUUUCUUCUUUAUCUCUAUCCUUUUAUUGCUCUCUCUCUCUCUCUCUCUAUCUCUCUCUCUCUCUCUCUUUCAUUUUUCACUGUUUUCAUUUCUCUUUCUUUCUCCCCUCUUCGUUUAUUUUUCCUUAUUUCUCAUUUUAUUCUUACUCGAUUUCCCUCUCUUUUCUCCUCUCGUUUCUCCUGUUUUUUGUAGAUUUUUUUUUUUUUUGAUUUCAACGUUUACCGUCUUCUCUUUCUUUCUUUCUUUCUUUCUUUCUUUCUUUCUUUCUUUGACUCUGGGUAUUUUUCCUUGCUUUUUUUACCAUUUUUCUCUUUUUCUCUAUUCAUUCCGACUCACCUUCUCCCUCUUUUCUUAUUUCGUUUAUUCUCUUUUUUCAUUCCCGCCUCUCUUUCUUUCUCCCCCUGUUUUCUUUGUUUCUCUCUUUUCUCUCUCUUUUCUUUAUUCUUUUUUCAUUCCUUCUUUAUAUAUGUUCACUCAAUCUCUCCCCUUCUUUCGUCUGCUUUUGAUUAUUUUUCUUUUUUCUUUUAUCUCUCCCUCUAUUCGAAUUCCCUCUUUUCUCCUCCCAUUUAUUCUCUUUUGUUGA
Acanthosepion pharaonis is the source of this 1122-nucleotide messenger RNA. NCBI's taxonomy places the organism in Eukaryota, Metazoa, Mollusca, Cephalopoda, Sepiida, Sepiidae. The record is from the annotation of a GenBank genome assembly.